AUGUAUGUGUUGAUAUUUACGUUGUUAUCAUUAUCCCUUGCACUCCAGUGGUGUUGGGAGCGCGGGGUAAUCCAGUGCUUUUCUGAUAAUGUGACCAAUUGCAACACUUCUUUAUUUGAACAAAAUGACGUUUUUCUAAAGUUACAUAAUUAUAACUACGAGAAAUUUGAUAUUUCAUGUUAUAACACAACAAUACUCAACAUUGACAUUUCUCAAACAACCAACAUGUUGAAUAUGUCUUUGAAUAACACCUCUCUAAUAGUGAAACGGAAUGGCUACAUUAUAAUUAACAAGAUAAUUAGUACAGAGGUCUUUGCUUUGAACACUUUGUAUUCAAGUCCAAACAAUAUUUCUCAAUUAAAGACGGCCGAUUGUGGGCGAUCAAAUUGUUAUGAAUGUUUAGACUCAAGAAGUUGUAAAAAAUGCAAAGAUGGGUAUAGCCCUUAUUAUAAAAGUAGUUCGCCAAAUACUGUUCGUUGUUCAAAGGACGAUGGCAAACGUUGGUGGUGUGGAUUUAAAAAUGAAAAUUAUCUUGAUGACUCUAAAAAUUGUUAUGUUAAAAAUUGUUUAAAUCCAUCUUCAAGCCCAAAAGAUAGUCCUGGAAAGUGUACUCGAUGUAAAGACGGGUAUUAUUUAACAAAAACCAGUUUUGAUUUUUGUAACAAAUGUUAUGAAAUUUGCAAAACAUGUUCCAAUGCUUGGUCAUGUGAUUCAUGCUUUGAUUAUGACUACCCGUAUUUAUAUGAAGGCACAUGUAACAAGUGUCCCCAAGGAUUCUAUAUUGAUUACAACAAUCGAUGUCAAAAGUGUUCAACUGGUUGUUUAAAAUGUUAUAACAAAGAAAGGUGCGAACAGUGUGAACCAACAUACCCCUAUUACUACAACAGGCUUUGCCAUCAAUGUGAAGAAGGAAAGUACAUGACUACAAAAGGAUGUACAAAUUGCAUGAAUGGGUGUGAUGACUGUUUUGCAUUAGAAGAGUGUAAUCAAUGCAAAGAGGGAUUUUACAUGAAUAACAAUAUAUGUAAUGAAUGUCCAAUUGGAUGUUCAAGCUGUGAUAGUGAAGAUGGUGAUAUUCGGUGUUACUCGUGUGUGUCUGGGUAUUAUCAAUCAUAUGGUCAUUGUUAUACAUGUAAUGAAGGGUGUUUAACUUGUAUUGAUUCGGAUAUGUGUGAUGCUUGUAAAGAAGGUUAUUACUUAUCCUUUUCAUUUGAUCAAGAUUAUCCAUUUUAUGGUGUUUGUAAAAAAUGUCCCAAUGGAUGUUCAUCUUGCAAUUUUCUAUUAUCAUGUAAAACGUGCUUCUCUGGGUUUUAUUUAGACUCUAAUGAAUGUUUGUCAUGUCAAUCAAAUUGUGACAAAUGUGAUGCUACACGGUGUUUUAAUUGUUCGAAUGGGCAUUACCUUAUGAAUGGGAGUUGUGUACAAUGCCCAGAUUCAUGUGCUACCUGUUCAAAUUAUGAAGCAAGGUGUUUGGUGUGUCAACCGAAUUAUGUAUUUAGUUUGUCGAGUGAUGUCGAGUGUGAAACGUGUUCAACAUUUGACUCAAAUUGUACCAAAUGUGUUUCAACAUCCAAAAGAGAAUGUCGUGAAUGUGUUUUGGGCUACUACCCUUCUGUAACAGGAGAAUGUAUUCCUUGUUCUUCAACGUGUACGCCACAAGGGUGUAAUGUUCAAACUGGAACAUGUAACAUUUGUGCAACAAAUUAUACAAAAAAAGCCGAAGAAUCUCAAAUUGACUGUGACCCAUGUUCUUCACUCGAUGAGAAUUGUGAAACUUGCUCACAAAAACUACGGUCAUGUAUUAGAUGCCAAAAAGGGACUUACCCACAAAAUGUUGAUCCGUUUAAAUGUGUUGAUUGUGAUGAAACAUGUGGUGGCGAGUGUAAUGUGACAACUGGAUAUUGCACUUCAUGUGCACCUGGCUAUGUUUUGGUGCUCAACAAAGAUUCUCUGACUUGUCAGACAUGUUUCUUAUUUGAUCAAAAUUGUGAAGUUUGUGCAGAAGGUGGUGUUCGUAAUUGUACAAAUUGUAAAGAGACAUUUAAACCAAACAGUGAAGGAGGUCAAUGUAUUCAAUGUGACACAUCUUGUAGUCAAAAUUGCAAUGGAACAACUGGAAUUUGUUUGUUGUGUAACGAAGGGUAUGUUCCAUUUAAAGAACCACAACAAACAUGUGAAAUUUGCGCUCAAUUUGAUGAAUAUUGUGUGCAGUGUACAAAUGACAAUACAAGAAGUUGUUUAGAGUGUCAAAAAGGGUGGUAUCCCACUCAACAAAACGAUGAAAUAAUUUGUGUUCCAUGUGACUCUUCAUGUGCUGAAUGUGAUCCAAGAGAUGGUACAUGCACCAAAUGUAAUUAUACGAAUUGGGUAAUAACAAACCCACUUUCACUGAAAUGCGAGAGUUGCACAACUUUUGCAGCUGAAUGUGAAAUGUGUUCAGACGAUUUUAAGAGAAAUUGUACUACCUGUGUUGAAGGGAAAAGACCUGACAUUAUAAGUGGGAAGUGUACUGAUUGUGGAGUAAAUUGUGUGGAAAGUCAGUGUAAUAGCACAACUGGAAUUUGUAACAAAUGUAUUACAAAUUAUGUUUUUAACUCUCCACGCGACGAGAAUUGUAUAUUGUGUUCGCUCUUUGAUAAUAAUUGUGUUGAAUGUUCUGAUGAUUCAUCGAGAAAAUGUAUCAAAUGCAAACUCGGGUUGUACCCAAAAGAAGAAAACCAAUUUACAUGUCAAGCAUGUGACACAACAUGUGGUGACGAUUGCAACGCAACAACUGGAUUUUGUAAUAGUUGUCAAGCUUAUCACGUGCUUUAUGAUGAACCGUCUUUGACGUGUCAAAUGUGCACUGAUUUUGAUAGCAAUUGUCAGACUUGUUACUCAAAUAAGAGAGCAUGUAAAGUUUGUCAGGAAGGGAUGUACCCAGAUGAAGUAAGUGGGGUGUGUAAGCAAUGCAAUGAAACGUGUAAUAACAAGUGUAAUACGAGUGAUGGGACAUGCACUGCUUGUAUAACAAACUACGCAUUUACAGACCCACCAGGACUUUAUUGUAUUCCAUGCAAAGAAUUUGACCAAAACUGCAAACAAUGUGGUCAAACGACAUUCAAAAAAUGUUACGAGUGUGAGACUGAUUUCCGUCCAGACCCAAUAACAGGGAAGUGUGUUGGUUGUGCAGACGGUUGUCAAAAAUGUGGAGCCAUAACUGGUAAAUGUACUAUUUGCAAAGACGGGUAUGUUCCAAACGACCCUCAAAAUGAGAGUUGUAUUCUUUGUGACCAAUUUGACACAAAGUGUGAAAAGUGUUCAAAAAAUUUUGAAAGGAAGUGUAUCACAUGUAAAGAUCAUCAAAACUAUCCUCAAUUGGGUGUGUGUGAUGUUUGCAAUACAACAUGUGGUGGAGCAUGUAAUCCCACUACAGGGUAUUGUGAAUCAUGUUUGCCUAAUUAUAUGUUCACAGAUCCACCUUCAACAUCUUGUGAAACAUGUGAAGAGUUCGAACCCAACUGUAUGGAAGGAUUUUGUGAAUCAAAUUUCACUCGUGGAUGUACAAAGUGUAAAAGUGGUAUGUAUCCACAACAAAAUGGAAGGUGUGGUGAUUGUGACCCGACAUGCGGCAAUAAAUGUGAUGGGACAACUGGUGCUUGUACUGGAUGUAACACAAAUCACGUUUUUGUUUCUGAUGAUUCAAAAGUCUGUAUACCAUGUGAAACGUAUGACACUAAUUGUAUCACAUGUAAUGAUCAGUAUAAGGCUGAGAAGUGUGUUAAGUGUAAAAAUGGAUAUUAUCCAUAUACCAAUGGGACGUGCAUUCUUUGUGACUCGACUUGUGGUGGAAAAUGCAAUACAGAAAAUGGUGAAUGCACUGGAUGUCAAGAUGAUUAUGUGAUGAGUGGAAUGAACUGUAUCACAUGUGAACAACACAACAUCAACUGUUCGACAUGUGACAAAUUGGGUUUGGGAACAUGCCAAGUGUGUAAAAACAAUAACUAUGCUCAAGAUGGGAUUUGUAUACCAUGUGAGUCGACAUGUGACAACUGUGAUGGAGUUACAGGGAAGUGCACAACGUGCCAAUACAAUCUGGUUGAAACGGAAAAAGGCAGUGGAAAGUGUGAAGAGUGUAAAAAAUUCGAUUCGAAUUGUUCGCUGUGUGCGAGUGAUUCAUCACGAAAUUGCACGAAAUGUGAGUCUGGGUAUUACCCUGUAUUACAAUCGAACGAGAGUAAAAUGUGUGAGCCAUGUGAUUCAUCAUGUAAUGGAAUUUGUGAUGUUUCGUUUGGCUACUGCUUAGGAUGUAUUGACAAUUUUGUUCUCAUUAAUUCGACAAGUUAUGUUUGUGAAAAUUGCACAUCUUUUGAUUCAAAUUGUGAGAGGUGUUCAUCUACUUUUGAAAGGAAGUGCACAAGCUGUAAACCGACAUUCAAACCAAGUCAAAGUGGAAAGUGUGAACUUUGCAAUGAGACAUGUAAAGAUAAUUGUGAUAGCACAACUGGAUAUUGUACUUCAUGUAAUGCAAAUUACGUUUUAUCAAAUCCACCUUCAUCAAGUUGCAUCACUUGUAAAACGUAUGACACAAAGUGUGUGGAGUGUCCGGGAGGUGUUGAGAGAAAAUGUAACAACUGUGAGUCGGGGUAUUAUCCAAAAACUGUUGGUGAUAUGAAGUGUCAACAAUGCCAUGAAACAUGUGGUGGAAAGUGUGACACGAUAACUGGAAUGUGUGUUGGAUGCAAAAUUGGAUAUGUUCCAAAUAUCACAACAUCGCUUCAAUGCAUCAUAUGUACAGACUUUGAUAUCAACUGUGUGGAGUGUGUAACUGAUGAAAGAAAGUGUAAAAAAUGCAAGCCUGGGAUGUAUCCAGAUGAACAAAGUGGGGCGUGUAAAAGUUGUGAUACUACAUGUGAUUCGCAGUGUGAAACAUUUUCUGGUAUUUGCACCGGAUGUUCUUCAAAUCAUAUAUUUAAUGAUCCAAAAGAUAAGAAGUGUGCCACUUGUUCGUCUUUUGAUUCAAAUUGUUCAUCUUGUUCUUCAGAUUUUACUCGUAAAUGUACGUUAUGCAACACCAAUUAUUACCCAGACAUCACUUCAAAUAAAUGUGUUGAAUGUAACACGAUAGACAACUGUAAAACGUGUUCUCCGAGUAAUAUGUAUUGUUUAACAUGUCAAGAUCCUUACAUUCAAAAGAAUGGAAUGUGUGAAAGUUGCCCAAUUGGCUUUUUCAAAGAGAGUGAAACCAAAUGUGGGGAGUGUUACAACUUCAUUGAAAAGUGUAAUCUUUGCGACACACUUUCUGUAGGAAAAGCGAAGUGCACCAAGUGUAUUUAUCCCUUUGCAAUCAAAAAUGGGAAGUGUGACUGGUGUGGAAGUGGGGAACUUAAUGAUAAACAAAAUGGUGUGUGUAUCAACACAAAUAACAGUUGUUAUUCACCAACAAACAAUACUUUCUGUAUCAAAUGUGGUAAAGAUGCUUUUCUAUCAAAUGGAAGUUGUGUUGUUGAUUCAAAUUGUGAAUCUGAUUCUUCUCUCUCGUUGACUUCAUGUGACUGUUCCUCUCAAAUUUCUACAAAUUCGAAGUGCAUGGAGAUGUUAUCAAAAUGUAAAUAUCAACAAUCCUUCAAACAAAGCACCAGCUGCAUUUCAUGUCAAGAUAAUAAUAUCUUAAACGAAGAGAAAUGUGUUGGUGUAACAACAAAUGAAGUAAUAAGAAAUCAAAUCGUUUAUAUGUGUGAAACUGGGAAAUAUCUUACAGUCGAUAAUAAAUGUCAAGACUGUGAUUCAAAGACCAUGAUAUGUACCAACAUAAACAAUUUGUCCCUUUCUCUUUUGUGUAAACCAAACUAUAUUUUCACAUUAAAAGAUUCGUUGUGUUCCGAUGAUACAAAUUGUGCCUCUAUUAAAAACAACGAGUGUGUCAAAUGUUAUAAUGACAACUUUGAGGUUUCCAAAGGGAAGUGCACGAAGUGUAAGAAUGAUAAUUGUGCACUUUGUGUUGGUGGAAAGUGCCAAAUGUGUUCCGCAAAUCAUUUAAUGUAUUCUGAUAACCAAUGCGUUGCAAAGGAAUUGGUGAACUGCAUGAGUUCGAGUCAUAGUGGUUGUACACAAUGUAAAGAAGAGUUUUACCAAAUAGACGGCAAAAAUGUUGAAGGGAAGUACGAGUUUUGUGCCAAAACAGAUACUAAAUUACGCUGUAAAUAUUACUCUCCAAAUCAAUUAAAGUGCAUUGAAUGUCUCAACGCAUAUAGUCUCAAAAAUGGGAUUUGUGCAGAAACAUUUGACGAUGAAACAUUUGAAGAAGAGAACCAGACUGAAGCGUUUAAUAGUUUAAAAGGCGACUUAAAAACACAAGAAAUGGUUGAGUGUCAAAUAAGAAACAACAAAGGAUGUCAACGGUGUUAUGAUGGCUAUUUUUUGAGUGAUACUAUUUGUGUGAAGUGUUUGAAUGACUGUUUGAGUUGUUUCAAUUCUUCAUAUUGCACUUCGUGUUCUUCUGAGCAUUUUCUUGACUCGUUUAUGAAGUGUCAGACGCUUGGAAAUUUGGCCAAAAGAUGUGAAAUUUCUUUGCCUUCUGGAAUAGGAUGUGCAAUAUGCAAAAAAGGUUAUUACAAGACCGAAAAAGACUGUAAAGAGUGUGACGGUUCUUGUCAUGAAUGUGUGAAGAAAGAUGAGUGUUUGUCGUGUAAAGAAGGGUACUUUAAAAUAUCUACAGAGUCGACCAAAUUGUGUUUAUCGAAUUCUACACUCAACAAUUGCACAAAAUCGACAUCAGAAGGGUGUGUUCUAUGUGAAGAAUCCUUCUACUUACAAAACGGUCGUUGUUUUGUGUGUGAAAAUGAUUGCUUGACAUGUAGAAACGGUAACAUGUGUGAAACGUGUCGAACUGAUCAUGUUUUGGUUAAAGGAAGGUGUGUCCAUUACACUACAAUUCAACAUUGUAUCCAAGCAGAAAACUCACAAUGUGUUGCUUGUGAAGGCAGUAACAGACCAUCAGAUGAUGGUGAGAGUUGUGUGUACAAAACAAAUUAUGGUGUUGUUAUUGGGAUACCUGUCGCUGUAUUUAUAGUGUUUAUUAUACUCAUAGCAAUAGUGUUAGUCGUUGUAUUCCUUAUCAUUAUGAAGAAGAAAGAAAAAAAGAAAAUGAAGAACAUUUGUGUGUUUGAAAUGAAGCGAUCGAAUAUCGAGAUGGUUCAAAUCAAUUCAGUGCUAUCGUCGAAUAAGAAGUCAAUUAAAUUCAAUUUAAAUGACGACAAUCCCAUUCCAGUCGAUGAAGAGACUAGAGACUUGAUAUGUAUCGGCAAUCAAUCAAAACACAAUAUGAAAGUACAGUUCAGUGUUAUUGAAGGGUGUGACCAUUACGAAAUACGAUCAGUGCCGACUUUGAUUUCCUUAAAGAAAGGAGAAGCCUGUGAAUUUGAGAUCUUCAUCAAACCGUUAUGUUCAUGUCGUAUAGAAGAGUGUAUAAUGGUCAUUGGAUUGGAUAUAGAAACUGGUGUACAAUACAACGAGAAGAUUACAGUACAAACAACAACAAAGAACUCCACCAAAUUAGACUACCACGAGUUACUAGAAGAGAAGAAACUUGGCGAAGGAUCUUUUGGUAUUGUGUUUAAAGGACUUUACAGAGGCAAAACAGUAGCAAUCAAGAAGAUGAAGAAUACACAAGCCACAAAGAGUGCAAUAGAUGAAUUCACUAAAGAAGUUGCGAUGUUAGACAAGUUCAGAAGUGAUUAUAUCAUCCACUUCUAUGGAGCGUGUUACAUCCCCAGUCACGUCUGUAUGGUCACCGAAUAUGCAGAACAUGGAAGUCUUGCUGACAUGUUUUCCCAUGAAGAA
Entamoeba invadens IP1 is the source of this 7821-nucleotide messenger RNA. RefSeq names its product insect antifreeze protein repeat containing protein. Gene Ontology annotation, biological process: protein phosphorylation. The transcript has a single exon. Lineage: Eukaryota; Evosea; Mastigamoebida; Endamoebidae. Gene Ontology annotation, molecular function: protein kinase activity; ATP binding; protein binding. The annotation marks the transcript as partial. The record is from RefSeq and is a predicted model, not a curated record.